AUGCCAAAGAAGCAGCGCCACAACUAUCUCAAACAACUUCAAGGCGCCUCGAGUGGCAAACAAUCCGUCGACACUAAUGGAACCGGUAGCUCGGCAUCAGUCAACGAGAGACUGGGCGAGCUGAGAAGACUGCAAGGCAAGGAUGCCGCGAAGAAGAAGGCGGAGCUUGCAGAGAGCUCGCAGAACUUAAAGUCAGUACAUCCAUCGUUGAAAGGCAUCUUGGGAAUCGGCGAAUCUGCUCCCCCAAGACCGAAACGCGCUAUACGAACGAGGAUACCGAACCGGACCCCGGGACCCGCGCCGCCAGCGAGCUGGACGAAAACUGCGGGAUGGACUCCUCUCCUGGCCUUGCGCACUGGACAGAGGAGGUUCAGAAAGGGGGGCAUUGCUGACGUUGAUCGCAACAGGCCCGACAAGUUGCAGCGAUUUGCUUGUAUGACGGGACUAGAUGUCGAUGGAAGCACUCGGCCCUUGAGCCUGAUGCAUUUCGCCUUGAAGACGGCUGCAGAACAGUGGCAUUUAUUCGACGAUGAGGACCUUCCCAUGCUGGCGGAACUCCCAUUGGCACUACGCCUGAAGCUCAUCAGCUAUCUUGGCUUUUAUGGUCCUACAAUCAAUCUUGCUGCCCUUGACGCCUUGACGAGUGGUUCCGAGAGACUGCUGUACCUGGAUGUAGCAGGUCUCAUCGGCCACGGCAGCCUUUCUAUCAGUAGACUGACUAAGCUCGCGAAGAAACCUGUCCCCUCGCAGGCAGAAUCAGAGCACGUCGUGGCUGACGAAGGUAUUGCCGACUCCUGGGACCAGGAGGAGAGCUUCGAGAGUGUCUUAACUACGAGCCUCACGGCCACCAGAUUUGCUGGUCUGACUCAUUUGAGCCUCUCGCAUCCGCCCUCCAAUAUUUCUUGGCGAGAGCUCUUGGGUCUGGCGAAGCAGAUUCCUACUAUCACUCACCUCUCGCUCGCCCAUUGGCCGCGACCCACUUUGACACCAAACUUGACAGCUUCAACGGUAACGAGCCAGCACAGUCCCGACGUCCAUGCUGGCGGUUCGCACUUCUAUUCGGCUUUGGACGAAGACGUGUAUGAGCCUGCAGCGAUCAUCCGAAAACUCAGUGGUGCUCUGCUGCGCUUGCAAUGGCUGGACCUCGAAGGCUGCACGAUCUGGAGUAAAGCACUGUCUUUCGCGUGGACGUCUGCUGCGGCCAGCGAUAGCACGAACGAUGCAUGGUCGGCACAUAACGCUUUGACGAGUAUUUGGAUCAGUAAUUGGAAAAACGUACAUUACUUGAACAUCUCCCAAGGCUGGAUACCCCGAUCUGUGUCGCUUGAGCUUCUGCCCAAACAACACAUGUCCAGCGACCGUAAAGCCAUUGUGGCCAAAGUCAGCCGACAGUCGACCCUGGCCCCGCUUGCUCUGGACGAUGAUAGGGAAAGCCUCAACCUGCUGUCGCAGAGCAAGGCUCGAGUAUGGCUCGACCUCGAGGAGCAAGCUCUGCAAGUCGAGAAGGAAAUCAACGCCACCAGACGUGCGGGGCGAGUCAAGCCCAUAGACGUCGAUCAUGGCUGGGCAACAGCAUGA
This is a messenger RNA of Sphaerulina musiva SO2202, 1578 nucleotides long. RefSeq lists its product as uncharacterized. Lineage: Eukaryota; Fungi; Ascomycota; Dothideomycetes; Mycosphaerellales; Mycosphaerellaceae. The record is from RefSeq and is a predicted model, not a curated record. The transcript has a single exon. The coding region runs from base 1 to 1578 and encodes 525 amino acids.